CUUGCUCCCAGACCACAAAAAACCAAUAGCCAAAAGUGAAAGCCACAGACAAAAUCUCUCGGCAACAGGAAAGCGAGGAAGGGAAAGAUGCCACACCACAUAAAGCCGGCACCGUGGCUGCACACAGACCACUGCCACCACCCGCACCACCACCGAGCCCCACCAGGCUCCUGCCCAGCACAACGCGAGUCCCACCAUGGCUGUGCCUGCAAGCCCACAGCACCCACGGGGGUACGGCAUCCUGCUGCUCACGCUCCUUCUGAAAGCUCUCGCCACCACCGCCUCCGCCUGCAACCACCUUCGCCCCCAGGAUGCCACCUUCUCUCACGACAGCCUCCAGCUCCUCCGGGACAUGGCUCCCACACUACCCCAGCUGUGCCCACAGCACAACGCGUCUUGCUCCUUCAACGACACCAUCCUGGACACCAGCAACACCCGGCAAGCCGACAAAACCACCCACGACAUCCUUCAGCACCUCUUCAAAAUCCUCAGCAGCCCCAGCACUCCAGCCCACUGGAACGACAGCCAACGCCAAAGCCUCCUCAACCGGAUCCACCGCUACACCCAGCACCUCGAGCAAUGCUUGGACAGCAGCGACACGCGCUCCCGGACGCGAUGGCCUCGCAACCUUCACCUCACCAAAAAACACUUCAGCUGCCUCCACACCUUCCUCCAAGACAACGAUUACAGCGCCUGCGCCUGGGAACACGUCCGCCUGCAAGCUCGUGCCUGGUUCCUGCACAUCCACAACCUCACAGGCAACACGCGCACUUAGCCCCAAACGCACCUCCCACCCUUGUCCUAUUUAUCUAUUUAUUCAACUAUUAUACAAACGCCUAUUUAUUCUUCUAUUUAUUCUUCUAUUUAUUCAGACAAAAUAAAGCUCUCCUUUUCAACACUGCCUGCGAGUGCCUCCUUUCGCUCAAUCACAGAAGCCCCUUUCGGGGGCAACCAAACCUGGGAUUCUCACACACAGCUCCGAAAACUCUGCUACCCGCUUACGUCUUGCGUAGUCCUGGCAGGGGGAGGGAGGUCCACGAGUUCGGCACAAAAAGCAGCCAAAGCAGGGACACCUGCAGCGGGCGGCAGGACCGUCCGGUUUUGGCUAACAAGGUUGAACAAAUCAGCUGAUAAUCAGUUUCAGCACAGAAGCUUGACGGCCACAGCGGUACCGCAGUGACGGGUUUUGCUUCGUUAAUGUGAAAUUAGCCCUACAGGUAACUCACGUCUCGAGUGCCAUGAUCAAGAACACAAAGGCGGCGUACCACUGCAGUAGAUGACUCUUCACGCAAAUCCUGUCAAACAUCGCCCCACAGGGAGAAACCCACAAGCUUCAGCUUCUAAGGGGAAGCAGAGCUAUCUUGGGAAGCAGAGAAGAGAAAGGCAGAGAGAAGGAAGGAGACAAGAGAGCUAAGAGACGGGAAGCUACACUCAUCUUACUCCGCCAAGACAGGGCACCUUCUUGGCAACCACUCUGCCUCACCCUCUCUCUGGGUGGAGAACACUGGGACAGCAUGGAUUUGGAUACCCCCAUGUCUUCGUUCCAGCUGGGACAGAAUUGUUCUCUUCAGAGCGCCUGCUACGAUGCGGCGUUUUGGUUCUAGGAGAAAAACAAUGCUGGUAACACACCGACGCUUAUUCUUGCCGCCAAGCGGUGCCGCACCGAGCCAAGGCCGUUCUCAGCAAAAGCCCCAAGGAGCUGGGAGGGAGCGGAGUUAGGACUGCUGACUUAAACUGGCCCAAAGGGCUAUCCCCCACCAUACGACAUCAAGCAGGAGGAGUUUUGAGGAGGGUGGGAGUUCAACUCGCUCGCUUGCUCUUCCGCUCCUCACGUGGCUGCAAUGCCGCUCUCCGUCCUAUCAGAAAAGUCACGGCUGUCAGGAAAAGUCCCCGGUGACUGCAAAAACGGAAACAUCGCUCCCCCUUCUAGGAAAAGGAGGAAGGAAGACGCGGGGAAACUACAGCCAGGUGAGCCUCACCCCUCUGCCUAGGAAGAUCACGCAGCAGAUCUGCCAGCAACAGAGGGACGAGCAGGUGAUCCGACACAGCCUGCACGGCUUCACCAAGGGCAGAUCGUGCCUGACUAACCGGCUGGCCUCCUGCGAUGGAGUGACCGUAACGGUGCACAAACGGAAGGCAACCGUUGCCAUCUAUAAGGACUUCUGCAAGGCUUGCACCACAUCCAUAUCACUAAAUCGGAGAGGCGUGGGUUCAAAGGCUGGACUACUCGCUGGAUGAGGAAUUGGUUGCAUGGUCGCGGCCUCAGGGCUGCCGUCAAUGGCUCUACGCCCAGGUGGAGGCCGGACACAAGUGGUGCCCCCCCAGGCUCCGCCUUGCGGCCACUGCUCCGCAACAUCCUUAUCAACAACACAGGUGAAGGCAUCGACUGCACCCUCAGCAAGUUUGCGCACUUCACGCAUCAAGCUGAGGAGAUUUUGGUGAGAGGCCAGAGCACGGCCACAAGGACAACCAGAGGGCUGGAGCACUUCUCCUACAAAGACAAGCUGAGGGAGCUGUGCCUGCGCGGUCAGGAAAACACAAAGCACCAGGGAGACCACGUUAUAGCCUGCCACUACUUAAAGGGACCUUAUAAACAGGAAGGAAAUCAACUUUCCACACGGGUAGAUAGCGACAGAACACGGCUUUAAAAUAAAAGAGAUUAAGAUCAGACGCCACGGGGAGAUGCAGGUGAGCCACUGGCACAAAAUGCCCAGAGAGAUUCUGGAUCCACCAUUCCCAGGGGUGCUCAAGGCCAGGCUGGAUGCAGCACUGGGAAGCCUGCUCUACAGCUUCAGUUUUGCGGUUGG
Molecule: messenger RNA, 2807 nt
Organism: Gallus gallus (chicken)
Lineage: Eukaryota; Metazoa; Chordata; Aves; Galliformes; Phasianidae
Product: interferon type A1/A2-like
Biological process (GO): natural killer cell activation involved in immune response; B cell differentiation; adaptive immune response
Cellular component (GO): extracellular region
Molecular function (GO): cytokine activity; type I interferon receptor binding
Source: RefSeq, a predicted model, not a curated record